Molecule: messenger RNA, 1491 nt
Organism: Perkinsus marinus ATCC 50983
Lineage: Eukaryota; Perkinsozoa; Perkinsida; Perkinsidae
Exons: 13
Coding region: 10-1491 (493 amino acids)
Source: RefSeq, a predicted model, not a curated record
CCAUUUCGUAUGCCACCGAACACUUCUGCGAUACCACUCCGCCGCCUAUUCAGCACCUCAGCCGCCGCACAUGCCACUUUGAAGCCUCCUAGAGCGUCUACCAUAAAUCCCCCUGAUGUGAGGAGCACGGCAGCCUUGGGAGUAUUACAACCACUGACAUCUUCAGAGUCGCUGCAUCGUGCUGAGGUUCUAAGUGCCCUCCCGGGAGUUACUCUUAAAUCAACCGAAGUGGCAGAGGAAGAUGAGCUAGAAGCAGUAGUCGAGAAUUUGCUGGUCCAGGUUGAUCGCGAUGGAGAUUCAUUAACUACUUUACAGUGUAUUGCAGUUCUCAAGGAGUUGACCAAGACCGUGGAAAGUGCGGAAACAGCAACUAGAAAUAUGUUAUCUGAUGGGAGGCUACAGCACUUAGUCAACAGAACAGUCUCGAUAGCUACUGCGGAAAGCGCAUCGUUGAAAUGGUCGGACGUGAUUGCUCUGAUGGAAAGUUUCGUGAAGUUGCGUUUGAGAGCCCCACUGCGAGAUGUAACUCCAAUAUGUUUUCGCUUUAUGAAAAAUGUGGAGCCAGCAGAGAUGAAAGAAAAAUUACGACAGGCUGGUCGCACUCUGCAACUACUCGGCCAAGGCAUGGUCUACCACCCCGAAGUUUUCGAUUUCACAUGCCACAGCGCUGAGCGUGCUAAACUGAUGGACCCUCACACGAUGGCUCUGGUUCUUUAUGAGGCCGGUCGUCAUGGAUUGCGAACUAAACAUUACACUGAUGUUAUUGUUCCUGCAGCAGCGGAAUUAGCACCGAAUAUGUCGUUGGAAGAUCUGCGUUUGUCUAUGCGUGGGCUGAUGAGAUUUGUAAAGGACUGGAGGGCAUUUUUCGAUGUGAUCUGCAUCAAGAGUAGUAGAGUACACGAUGAGCUCUCUAAUAUGACGAAUGAAUCAUUGAUAAUGCUGAUGAGAGUUUGUAAAGAACUGAAAGCCUCCAGAAAAUACAACGAUACUCACAAGGACAUUGCCGAUGAGAUAUCACAGCGCUUGAGUCGAAGAGAGUUCAGCAGCGAGGAGCAAGGCAUGGUGUCAAUGUAUAUGGACAAGGACACUAGGUACCCGCCAGCGGUGUAUGAUCUCGCAUAUGCAAUUCAAAAAGAUCUAGCCCGACAGGUACCUCUACGUGUUGCUGAAUCGUGUGUGGACGUGUCGGUAGGAGUGCGAGAGCUACUCUCUGUUACUGACAUCGUGGAUCUGCUGGACUGCUGGGCGUCGUGGAAUCUACCGGUUGAGCACAGACUGUGGGAGGCACUGUUGAAUGACUUAGCAUUGUGUCGGCUAUCGGAGAUCAAGUAUAGUCCGAAUAUUAGUCUGUGGUCGGGAGUGACAUUAUCGUGCAGCAAGGUAUGUUCGUGGGGGUUUGUAUUGUACGGUCUCCCAGUCCAACAGGAUAAGUUCAGGGAUGCUAAUCUAAAGGUCCCUGGAUCGAAUCCUAGUUGCUUCUGGUCUUUGUGA